UUACAUCGAUGACUUCACCUAAUAACUUCUUCUCUAUAAAGAGUUUAAAACUUGAAAACUUCUUCAUUAUUUUGUAUCCGUUUCACAUUCACAGUCAAACUCGGUUGCCGAAGAAAUUUCCCGGCAAAACCUCAACAAACAAAACUUAAAGAAUGACCCUUCUACCCUUACCUUUCCUCUUCUUCUUCCUCACCUCAAUACCCUUAUCCGUCUUUUCCCAGUCCAACGACCAGUCAACGCUUCUUAACGUGAAACGCGAUCUCGGAGAUCCACCGUCUCUCCAACUAUGGAACAACACAUCUUCACCGUGCAAUUGGUCGGAGAUCACUUGCACCGCCGGGAAUGUCACUGGGAUCAAUUUCAAGAACCAGAACUUCACCGGGACAGUUCCGACGACGAUAUGCGAUUUGUCGAAUCUCAAUUUCCUCGAUUUGUCGUUUAAUUACUUCGCCGGCGAGUUUCCGACGGUUCUUUACAAUUGCACGAAGCUUCAAUAUCUCGAUCUCUCUCAGAACCUUUUCAACGGCUCACUUCCCGUCGACAUCGACCGUCUCUCACCGGAACUCGACUAUCUCGACUUAGCAGCUAACGCCUUCGCCGGAGAUAUCCCUAAGAAUAUCGGACGGAUCUCGAAGCUCAAGGUAUUGAAUCUGUACCAGAGUGAAUACGACGGUUCGUUUCCGCCGGAGAUCGGAGACUUGGUCGAGCUUGAAGAACUUCGAUUAGCGUUGAACGAUAAGUUUACGCCGGCGAAAAUUCCGACGGAGUUUGGGAAAUUGAAGAACCUGAAGUACAUGUGGUUAGAGGAGAUGAAUUUGAUCGGAGAAAUCUCAGCCGUUGUUUUCGAAAACAUGACGGAUCUUAAACACGUUGACUUAUCGGUCAACAAUUUAACGGGUCGGAUCCCAGAUGUUUUAUUCGGGUUGAAGAACCUCACCGAGCUUUAUCUCUACGCUAAUGACUUAACCGGUGAAAUCCCCAAAUCAAUUUCGGCGACGAACAUGGUAUUUCUUGAUCUCUCCGCUAAUAAUUUAACCGGUUCGAUUCCGGUAUCAAUCGGAAAUCUAACGAAAUUAGAAGUGUUAAACCUGUUUAACAACGAGUUAACCGGAGAAAUCCCGCCGGUUAUCGGAAAAUUACCGGAAUUGAAGGAGUUUAAGAUCUUCACCAACAAGUUAACCGGAGAAAUACCGGCGGAGUUUGGAGUUUAUUCAAAGCUGGAGAGAUUCGAAGUUUCGGAGAAUCAGUUAACCGGAAAGUUACCGGAAAGUUUAUGCAAAAGAGGUAAACUUCAAGGCGUGGUUGUGUACUCAAACAAUCUCACCGGAGAAAUCCCGGAGUCUCUCGGAGAUUGUGGAACGCUCUUGACGGUUCAGUUACAGAACAAUGGCUUCUCCGGCAAGUUUCCUUCUAGGAUCUGGACUGCUUCAAGUAUGUAUAGUUUACAGGUGAGUAACAACUCAUUCACCGGAGAAUUACCGGAGAAUGUUGCUUGGAAUAUGUCGAGGAUCGAGAUUGAUAACAAUCGAUUUUACGGUGUGAUUCCUCGGAAAAUCGGUACUUGGUCUUCUCUAGUUGAGUUUAAGGCGGGAAACAAUCGGUUUUCCGGUGAGAUACCGAAGGAAUUGACUUCUCUUUCGAAUCUUUUAUCGAUCUUUCUCGAUGAGAAUGAUCUCACCGGUGAAUUACCGGAUGAUAUCAUCUCAUGGAAGUCGUUGAUAACGUUAAGUUUAUCCAAGAAUAAGCUUUCCGGGAAAAUUCCGAGAGCUUUAGGAUUGUUGCCACGUUUGCUCAAUCUUGAUCUAUCGGAGAAUCAAUUCUCCGGUGAAAUCCCACCGGAGAUCGGGAGUCUAAAGCUGACAACACUUAAUGUGUCAUCAAAUAGACUCACCGGAGGAAUCCCAGAGCAACUUGAUAAUCUUGCUUACGAGAGAAGUUUCUUGAACAACUCCAAUCUUUGUGCAGACAAGCCAGUUCUCAAUUUACCGGAUUGUCGGAAACAGCGCCGGGGAUCAAGAGGGUUUCCGGGGAAAAUCCUCGCGAUGAUUCUAGUCAUCGCUGUUCUGCUUCUCACCAUUACUCUGUUUGUUACGUUCUUUGUGAUUCGAGAUUACACAAGGAAACAAAGGAGGAGAGGUCUAGAAACGUGGAAACUAACUUCAUUUCAUAGAGUAGAUUUUGCGGAGUCUGAUAUAGUGUCGAAUCUGAUGGAACACUAUGUGAUCGGGAGUGGCGGAUCGGGCAAAGUUUACAAGAUAUUUGUCGAAAGCUCGGGACAAUGCGUGGCGGUGAAGAGAAUAUGGGACAGCAAGAAACUGGACCAGAAACUUGAGAAGGAGUUUAUUGCUGAAGUUGAAAUUCUUGGAACGAUUAGGCACUCGAAUAUCGUGAAACUACUGUGUUGUAUCUCGAGGGAGGAUUCUAAGCUUCUGGUGUAUGAGUAUCUCGAGAAACGCAGUCUUGAUCAGUGGCUACAUGGCAAGAAGAAGGGAGGUACUGUAGCUGCUAAUAACCUGACAUGGCCACAAAGGUUGAAUAUUGCGGUUGGAGCAGCUCAAGGACUUUGCUAUAUGCAUCACGAUUGCACUCCCGCGAUCAUACACCGAGAUGUUAAGUCAAGUAACAUCUUGCUUGAUUCUGAAUUCAACGCGAAGAUUGCAGAUUUCGGGUUGGCCAAACUGUUGAUUAAGCAAAACCAACAACCUCAUACCAUGUCAGCUGUUGCUGGAUCCUUCGGUUACAUUGCUCCAGAAUACGCAUAUACAUCGAAGGUAGAUGAGAAGAUCGAUGUGUACAGCUUCGGGGUAGUUUUGCUAGAGUUGGUGACUGGAAGAGAAGGAAACAACGGAGACGAACACACAAACUUAGCAGAUUGGUCAUGGAGACAUUACCAAUCCGGGAAACCGACCGCAGAGGCGUUUGAUGAGGACAUCAAAGAAGCUUCCACGACAGAGGCGAUGACAACAGUUUUCAAGCUAGGUCUCAUGUGUACUAACACAUUGCCAAGUCACAGACCUUCCAUGAAAGAGAUCUUGUAUGUUCUGCGCCAACAAGGGCUUGGUGCAACGAAAAAGACUGCAACAGAGGCACAUGAGGCACCUCUACUAGUUAGUUUAUCGGGUCGGAGAACAAGUAAAAGGGUAGAAGAUGAAGAUUUAGGUUUUGUAUAAUCAAUAAUCAGAACUUAGAAGAUGAAGAUUUAGGUCUUGUAUAAUAAAUAAUCACAAUUUUUGAGGUUUGUUUUUUUGGAGAUCUAGAAUGUACAAAUGUAUUAGAAACCUUUUUGGUUUUUCACUUAUGUUUUGUGUAAGCAAAGCAAAGCUUUAGUUAAGAUCUGAAACUCUGAAUAAAAAUGGUCUUUAUAAA
Arabidopsis lyrata subsp. lyrata is the source of this 3366-nucleotide messenger RNA. Its product is annotated as receptor-like protein kinase HSL1. The record is from RefSeq and is a predicted model, not a curated record. Bases 153 to 3170 code for a protein of 1005 amino acids. Gene Ontology annotation, biological process: protein phosphorylation. Lineage: Eukaryota; Viridiplantae; Streptophyta; Magnoliopsida; Brassicales; Brassicaceae. Gene Ontology annotation, molecular function: ATP binding; protein binding; protein kinase activity. The transcript has 2 exons.